AGUUUCAUGUGUAUUUACUCGCCCCUUCCCUGCUCGGCGUUGCGUGUAACUCCUCGGGGAAGCGUCACUCAGGCAGAGGGUUUGAUAAUCACAUUUGCCUUUCUUCGUGGCUCAUCUCUGAUUAGCAGUACAAAAAACCUGGUGUUCUGGAUACAUACUACUUGGAUACAGAAUUUAAGCCUCUGGUACCUUAGGUUUUCAGCAUUACUGUCUUUGGGAUCACUAACAACUUUCAAAGCUCCUUCAGGGAAUGCACCAUGACAUCAGCAGUGGUUGACAGUGGAGGUUCUGGCCUGGAGUUUGACAACAGUGGAGUAGAAAAUCAGGAGGAAAAUAAGCCAGUCUCUGAAUACCCAGCAGUGAUUGUGGAGCCAGUUCCUAGUGCGAGAUUAGAGCAGGGUUAUGCUGCUCAAGUCCUGGUUUAUGAUGAUGAAACUUACCUGAUGCAAGAUGUAGCAGAGGAACAAGAAAUUGAGACUGAAACUGUGGAAACAGUGGAAGCAUCAGUUCAUGGCAGCAAUGUGCACUGCACAGAUAAAACAAUUGAAGCUGCAGAGGCUUUACUUCAUAUGGAGUCUCCUACCUGCUUGAGAGAUGCCAGGAGUCCUGUGGAAGUUUUUGUCCCUCCUUGUGUGUCAACCCCAGAGUUUAUCCAUGCUGCUAUGAGGCCAGAUGUGAUAACAGAGACUGUAGUGGAGGUGUCAACCGAGGAGUCUGAACCAAUGGAUAUGUCUCCUGUUCCAACAUCCCCUGAUAUCCGUGAGCCAAUGAAAAAGAAAAAAGCUGGCCGUAAACCAAAGACCCAACAGUCAGCCAUUUCCAAUGGUUCUCCAGAUUUAGGUAUAAAGAAGAAACCCAGAGAAGGCAAAGGAAAUACAACGUAUUUGUGGGAGUUCCUUCUGGAUCUUCUUCAGGACAAAAAUACUUGUCCUCGAUACAUUAAGUGGACUCAGCGAGAGAAGGGCAUCUUUAAACUUGUGGACUCCAAAGCGGUCUCGAAGCUAUGGGGAAAGCACAAGAACAAACCUGACAUGAACUAUGAGACGAUGGGAAGGGCCUUGAGAUAUUACUAUCAAAGGGGAAUUCUCGCAAAGGUUGAGGGGCAAAGGCUGGUAUAUCAGUUUAAGGAGAUGCCAAAAAACAUAGUGGUCAUAGAUGAUGACAAAAGUGAAUCCUGCAAUGAAGAUUUAUCAAUGCCUACAGAUGAGAAGUCAUUGGAACGAGUGUCAUUGUCUGCAGAAAGCCUCUUGAAAGCAGCAGCAUCUGCACGUGGUGGAAAAAAUUCUUCUCCAUUAAAUUGUACAAGAGCAGAGAAGGCAGUCGCCCGAGUUGUGAAUAUUGCCUCUCCAGGGCAUGAUAUGUCAUCUCGUCUUCCCACCACCACUACCACUGUUCCAGCAACAGUAGCUCCCAGGACUGUUCGUGUGGCGAUGCAAGUGCCUGUCGUAAUGACAUCUCUGGGGCAGAAAAUUUCAACUGUGGCAGUACAGUCAGUAAAUGCAGGGUCACCAUUAAUAACCAGUACAAGUCCAACAACGGCAACGACCCCAAAGGUAGUAAUCCAGACAAUCCCUACCGUGAUGCCAGCAUCUGCUGAAAAUGGAGAUAAAAUCACAAUGCAGCCUGCCAAAAUCAUUACCAUCCCUGCUACUCAACUCGCACAGUGUCAGUUGCAGACAAAAACAGGCCUGACUGGGUCAGGAAGUAUUAACAUAGUUGGAACCCCAUUGGCUGUGAGAGCACUUACCCCUGUGUCUAUAGCUCAUGGGACACCAGUAAUGAGACUAUCAAUGCCUGCCCAGCAGGCAUCUGGCCAGACUCCUCCCAGAGUUAUUAGUGCAGUCAUAAAAGGGCCAGAGAUGAAACCAGAUAUAGUGGCUUUAAAACAGGAACGUGAAAUGAAAACACUGCAACUUGUACAAGAAGAAAAGCCAGCAGAUGGAAGCAAGACUGUGACGCAUGUUGUAGUAGUUAGUACGCCCUCAGCCAUUGCCCUUCCUCUAACAAUGAAAACAGAAGGAAUAGUAACAUGUGAGAAAUGAAGAAUAG
Emys orbicularis (European pond turtle) is the source of this 2049-nucleotide messenger RNA. It is a transcript of the gene ELF2, whose product is annotated as E74 like ETS transcription factor 2. Gene Ontology annotation, molecular function: sequence-specific DNA binding; DNA-binding transcription factor activity, RNA polymerase II-specific. The record is from RefSeq and is a predicted model, not a curated record. Lineage: Eukaryota; Metazoa; Chordata; Testudines; Emydidae. Bases 258 to 2042 code for a protein of 594 amino acids. Gene Ontology annotation, cellular component: nucleus. The transcript has 9 exons. Gene Ontology annotation, biological process: regulation of transcription by RNA polymerase II; cell differentiation.